This is a messenger RNA of Trichomycterus rosablanca, 636 nucleotides long. RefSeq names its product claudin i (gene cldni). The transcript is spliced from 2 exons. Bases 1 to 636 code for a protein of 211 amino acids. Gene Ontology annotation, biological process: cell adhesion; bicellular tight junction assembly. The record is from RefSeq and is a predicted model, not a curated record. Lineage: Eukaryota; Metazoa; Chordata; Actinopteri; Siluriformes; Trichomycteridae. Gene Ontology annotation, cellular component: bicellular tight junction; plasma membrane. Gene Ontology annotation, molecular function: structural molecule activity.
AUGGGAUCGGCAGGAAUUCAGAUCGUAUGUGUGGGUCUGUCCAUUUUGGGGCUGAUCGCUGCCAUUGUGACCUGUGUACUACCCAGCUGGAAGGUUUCCUCCUUCACAGGGCAGAACAUCAUCACAGCCCAGGUGCAACAGGAAGGCCUUUGGAUGGAGUGUGUAACCCAGAGCACAGGUCAGCAGCAGUGCAAGGCUUACGAGUCUCUGCUGAUCCUGCCCUCGGACCUGCAGGCAGCUCGUGCAAUGACCAUCAUCUGCUGCAUGGUCACGGUGCUGGCCCUGUUGGCUCUGUUUGCUGGUGCUGAUUUUACCACGUGCAUUGACAACGAAGAAGCCAAACCUAAGGUGUGCUUGGUGGCGGGCAUCGGCCUGAUCAUCGGAGGCCUGCUGCUCAUCGUCCCCGUCAGCUGGUCGGCCAGCAAUACCGUGAGCAACUUCAACAACCAGUUUGUAAACCCAACACAACGCAGAGAGCUUGGCCCGUGCAUCUUCAUCGGCUGGGCCGGAGGAGUGCUCCUGCUGCUGGCCGGAGGACUGCUCUGCUGCUUCAGCCGCCCCAGAUCUGGUGGAUCCGGAGGCACCGCCAAGUACUACAGCAACAGCGCCUCCGCACCAGCUAAAAACUACGUCUAG